UCAUAGUGCUCGGAACGGGCCUCAAAGAAUGCAUUCUCAGCGGCCUUCUCUCAGUUGAUGGUCUCAAGGUUCUUGAUUCCAUUUGAAACCUUAUGAAACUUCUUUCUUGCAAAUCACAACAAAACGACUAAUUAACUCUGGCAUUAAUCACCUACCUAUUUAUGUAUUUGUAUUUUUGGUUAUGCGGAUACACAUUGUUAAUUAGUUUAUAUGUAUAAUUCCCCAGUGGUCAAAUUUCAAAUAUAUGUUUAUAACGUACUCUAGCUGUUUGAAUUUUGUCAAAUUGUACGUUUGAGAUGCAUUAAAAUAAGGGUCUUGUAGCUCAAGUGGUUAAGAGCAAUUACUCAUACACCCGAGGUCUUGUGUUCGAAUCCUCCUCCCCCUAUAUCACUUUAUAAAUAACAAAAAUGGAAAGGAAAAAAAAAAGAUGCAUUUACAUAAACUAAACACAAAUGGCUCACUAUUUGGCAUCACUUUGGUUGAUCAGUAUUUACCAUGGAUGACGGAUCUCACUCUGAUCAGGUACUGCAUAUGGAUAGGAAUGACUAUUAUGGAGGAGAGUCCACCUCUCUUAAUCUCAACCAGCUUUGGAAGCGAUUCAGGGGGGAGGAUAAGCCUCCAGAAACUUUGGGCUCAAGUAGAGACUACAAUGUUGAUAUGAUUCCCAAGUUCAUGAUGGCCAAUGGUGCUUUGGUUCGUGUCCUGAUUCACACCGAUGUUACUAAAUAUCUGAAUUUCAAGGCUGUAGAUGGUAGUUUUGUGUAUAACAAAGGGAAGAUCCACAAAGUACCAGCUAAUGAUGUGGAAGCACUUAAAUCUCCACUCAUGGGAUUGUUUGAGAAGCGUCGUGCUCGGAAGUUUUUCAUUUAUGUGCAAGACUAUGAUGAGAAUGAUCCAAAAUCUCAUGAAGGCCUGGACCUCAACAAAGUUACAGCGCGAGAGCUUAUUUCGAAGUACGGGCUAGAUGACAACACAGUUGAUUUCAUUGGGCAUGCGCUAGCGCUCCACCGAGAUGAUUCUUACUUGAGCGAGCCUGCUAUGGAUUUUGUGAAGAGGAUGAAGUUAUAUGCAGAGUCUUUAGCACGCUUUCAAGGAGGAUCUCCUUAUAUUUAUCCCUUAUAUGGUCUGGGAGAGCUGCCCCAGGCAUUUGCUCGGUUGAGUGCUGUUUAUGGUGGCACCUACAUGCUCAGCAAGCCAGAAUGCAAGGUAGAGUUCGAAAACGGAAAGGCCUUUGGUGUGACUUCCGAAGGAGAAACUGCAAAAUGCAAAAAAGUUGUAUGUGAUCCUUCAUAUUUGCCUGACAAGGUGAAGAAGAUAGGGAAAGUUGCCCGUGCUAUAUGUAUUAUGAGUCAUCCAAUCCCAAGCACCCAUGAUUCUCACUCAGUCCAGGUUAUUCUACCCCAGAAGCAACUUGGACGUAAAUCAGAUAUGUACCUGUUUUGCUGCUCCUAUUCCCACAAUGUAGCUCCAAAAGGGAAAUACAUUGCUUUUGUGUUGACAGAAGCAGAGACCGAUAAUCCUCAGGUGGAGUUGAAGGCUGGCACAGAUCUCCUUGGGCCCAUAGAUGAAAUCUUCUUCGACACUUAUGACAGAUACGAACCUACCAACCAGAAUGAUGGGGACAACUGUUUCAUCUCUGCGAGUUAUGAUGCGACGACACACUUCGAGACUACUGUCCAAGAUGUGAUUGCCAUGUACAGCAAGAUAACUGGAAAGACUCUUGACUUGAGUGUGGACCUGAGUGCUGCCAGCGCUGCUGAAGAAUGAAAUUGUGGAAGAGGAACAGUUGCUGAAACAUUCUGUACUUACUUUUCCUCUAUUUUUAAAGUUGAAGAUUAUUCAAGUGUUCUGAGGUUGUAUUUCUUGAACAUUUUAGCUACUCUUUUGCUGAAAAAUUUGUUCCACUGCAAUGCAAACAGUGUAGAUUUUGAAUCUUCAAAGGAUAUAGAAUUCUUGUUUUUCUGACUCGAAUAAGUGGAUUAUACGGCAUGGCUAUGGGAAUUUUGAGUUAUGGAUGAAUCUGAUGAUUUGGAUUA
Molecule: messenger RNA, 2036 nt
Organism: Prunus avium (sweet cherry)
Lineage: Eukaryota; Viridiplantae; Streptophyta; Magnoliopsida; Rosales; Rosaceae
Source: RefSeq, a predicted model, not a curated record